Molecule: messenger RNA, 438 nt
Organism: Durusdinium trenchii
Lineage: Eukaryota; Dinophyceae; Suessiales; Symbiodiniaceae
Source: the annotation of a GenBank genome assembly
AUGUGCGAGGGUGAUACUCAGGCGGCCGCUAUGGCAGGUGCACGUGAAGCGCAUCUGGAGCAGCUGCGGAAGCAGGGGCAGAUCCUCUCUCGCUCGCUGGCGAUCCUGGAAGAAGAUGAAGAGGAGAUGCCGGAGGAGAAGGUGAACACUGAAGCAUUGCAUGCGCUGAUGAAGAGGGAGAACCUUUUUGGGGACACGGACGCGCAGUUCAACAACGCCGUGCAGAACUUGCCCUCGGUGAAAGCUGCUCGGGAGAGAGCCAUGCAAGCGCUGGACUUGCCCACCUCUCUCUACCCGACCGCUGUGCGAAUGACUGAACUGCAGCACUGGACGGACCGAGUGAGCCACCAAGCCAAUAUCCUUUGCUUGAAACGCCUGAGACGCCCACUGUCCAAAUGGUUCUCCAGCCGUGGUCUCCACGAAUUACGAGCCGCUUAG